CAUUGUUCGUUUCCACUGAGUACUGACCAGUGACCACUCUCCACUUCUGUAAUUCUGUUAAUCGUAAUUCGUAGUCCGUCGUCUGUGCAUUGGCCCAGCCACAGCGCCUUCAUGUACUGUUUUCGGCGUUUUCACCUCAUUUUAUAACGACUGAUGGUUAUGUUUUGUAGGUAGUUUGAAUUUUUGAAACUUCAUCAUAUAAUAAAUAAUAAUAUUAUUAUACAUUAUUCACUUACGAAGAAACAGCCGUCGCGCCGCAAGUACUUACAUAAUAGUUCGACGUCCCCAGGUCCGCGUCGUUCCGACCAACCACCGUCUAUAGCAUAGAAUUUACCAAUCCAAGAUGAGCAACCAAACAAGUACAACUGAUUCAAAAUUUAAAAUGCCUAUGGCACCUCCAGUUUAUCCUUCUCAAUCUGAAGCUUUACUUUUUAAAGACAUUAUAGAAGAGAAAACUAUUGCACUUCACAGUUUAUUGAAUGAUUUUUUGAAGGUGCAUCCUUAUCGUAAAUUUGAUAUUGAAUUUAAUAUGUUUUUAAAACGUGUAAAACGCAUUAUCAUUGAUGGGCAUCGUGCUGGUGCUAAUGUCUCUCGGAUUAUCAAUGCAUCACAUAUCGCUCCACAGUACACUAGGCCAUCAGCAAGUUUAAAUUACAGGCCAUCUACAAGUUUUAACUAUAGACCAACCACUUUGCCAAUGGGUAGUUCUAGUGACCAUAGCAUGUUGAGAUUACCAGAAAAUAAUUUUGAUUCCAACAUACCAAGCAAACUUUCAAAUCCAUUUAAACCACCAGAUUGUCUUAAACCUAAAACGGUAUUACCUCAUAUUGAUCAGUCAAGCUGUGUUUUUCACGAGUCACCUUCCACAAGUUCCUCAGUAAUGAAAGUAAGCCAAAAUCAUAAUGUGACUGUUGAAGAAAAUAAUACUCAUGAAAUUGCUCAGCAAUCUAAAUCUCUAUCAAAAAAUCAACCAACAGUACAUAAUACAUAUUCUGAUGUAAUAUUUAAAGAGAAUAAAUCAGUAUCUGAAUCACAUAAAAAUGAAAACAUAAAUUAUGAUAAUAAUUCUAUUGAAUCCCUUCUUGAAAAUGUUGGAUUUAAAAUUAUUGUUGGAUUACCAGAAAAUAAAAACGAGACCUCAAAAAAAAGUAAUACAAGUCAACAUCAUAAAAAUCAAUUAAAUGUAUUAGAUAAUGUUGAAAAAUUCUUAUCUAUGUGGUCUUUAAAUAUGAAAUUAAUCAAAUCAUCAGAACAAUCAUUAUCAAAAUAUGUUUUAAUUUUAACUGGAAAUUUGUUGGGAGAAGACAAGCAGACAGUUGUUGAAAAGCAUCACGAAGCUGGUAUUUUAGAAAGCAGAAAAGAAAAUAGUUUAGUCAAAACCAAAAAUGGAUUAUACCGUUUGGUUGGCAAUAUUAUUAGUGGAUAUCCUAACAAACUAUAUCAAACAUGCGGAUCUGUCAAUGGCAUUCCAAGAAAGUGGAGACAUUUUGUGGAACAACUUACUAGGGUUGAAAAUAAAACAAAACAUAUGUUUGAUUUUUCAAUGAGUUCCCCUAGAGGACAAAUUGCCAAACCAAUAAAAUCUGCUGUGAAUCUUGAUGCAAGUAUGACCAGAAAAGGAACAACUUACAGUAAAAAUAUAACGCUUGCAAAUCACAAAACAAAUAUAAAAAAAAAAUUGUCUGAAUAUGGUCAAACUGAACAUAAUAAAAUUAAACAUCGUAGAUUCCGUGAACAUAUGCCAUUAUUACUUACAUCCACACCAAAAAAACCAAAAAGACAGUCCACUAUGUUUGAAACUUCAAGUCAAAUUUUGAAAAAGAAAAUAAGUCAGAAUCCAAACAAACGACAAAAACUGGAUAGUGUAAACGAUUCUAUAAAUAUAAACUAAAGAAGAUAAUCUCAGUUGAAAGAACAGAAAUAAACAAAAUGUUGGAAUUUGGUAAUGAUGAAGAUGAAGAAGAUUAACCAUUGUUUUUUUUUAUUUUUGAUGAAAUUUUUUUUUUUUAUAACUUAUUUAUGCAAUCAUUUAACACAAUUUAUCAUCAAUUCAACUUGUUAUUGAUUACAUCCAUUGUCUUUUUAAGAAUUGCUAAUUUAUAAAUAUUU
Messenger RNA from Acyrthosiphon pisum (pea aphid), 2109 nucleotides. RefSeq lists its product as uncharacterized. NCBI's taxonomy places the organism in Eukaryota, Metazoa, Arthropoda, Insecta, Hemiptera, Aphididae. Bases 344 to 1891 code for a protein of 515 amino acids. The transcript has 4 exons. The record is from RefSeq and is a predicted model, not a curated record.